Molecule: messenger RNA, 2505 nt
Organism: Phodopus roborovskii (desert hamster)
Lineage: Eukaryota; Metazoa; Chordata; Mammalia; Rodentia; Cricetidae
Gene: Pdf
Product: peptide deformylase, mitochondrial
Exons: 2
Coding region: 18-713 (231 amino acids)
Biological process (GO): N-terminal protein amino acid modification; peptidyl-methionine modification
Cellular component (GO): mitochondrion
Molecular function (GO): peptide deformylase activity
Source: RefSeq, a predicted model, not a curated record
GGGCCGUUCUAGGCGCCAUGGGGCUGCUGGGUGGGCUGCUGGUAGCGACGCGUGUCUCGCUGAGCCCGGCGCGGGGCUGCAGUUCGUCGGCCGGCCUAGAGGGCCCCGCGCGCACGCGCUCCUACUGGCGGUACCUGAGGCGCCUUGUGUGGGGCGCGCCACAGCCGCCAUACACGCGUGUGUGCCAGGUCGGGGACCCGGUGCUACGCACCGUGGCGGCUCCGGUGGAACCCGCACAGCUGGAGGGGCCGGAGCUGCGGCGGCUGGUAGGGCGGCUGGUGCAGGUGAUGCGACGGCGCGGCUGCGUGGGCCUGAGUGCGCCGCAGCUGGGGGUGCCGCUGCAAGUGCUGGCGCUCGAGUUCCCCGAAGCGCUCUUCAGCACCUUCUCACCGCGCCUGCGCGAGCUGCGUCAGAUGGAGCCUUUUCCGCUUCGCGUGCUGGUGAACCCCAGCCUGAGAGUGCUGGACAGCCGCUUGGUCACCUUCCCUGAGGGCUGCGAGAGCGUCGCCGGUUUCCUGGCGUGUGUACCUCGCUUUCAGGCAGUGCAGAUCUCAGGACUGAACCCAAAAGGAGAGCCAGUGGUAUGGUCAGCAAGUGGGUGGACAGCUCGAAUCAUCCAGCAUGAGAUGGAUCAUUUGCAAGGCUGCUUGUUCAUUGACAAAAUGGACAGUGGGACAUUUACCAGUCUCCGCUGGAUGGAGGUGAAUGACUGACACUCUGUUGCUUGACUGAGGGUCUGGAAAAUUGGCAUGCAGACACUUUGGGUUAAGAUGGGCACAUCUUUUUGUACUUCAACUUGGAAUUGUUUCAACCUGACAGUAAACAGUGGACUGCUGGUAUGUAAUGGACUGAGAUAAAAGGAACAUGAUGGGAAUUGCUUAUCCUGAAAUUAGAUUCGGACAGAGUUCUGUUACAGCAUGAAUAGAAAUACUGAAGAAGUAGGUGUUUCCUGACAAUUUUGCAUGGAAAGAAGUAGGCAGUUGACCAUUCUCAGUACAGAUGACUUCAUGAGACACAUAUAUUCUACCCCCACAGCCAAUGCUUGAUAAUAAUGUAGUCCAAAUAUCAGAAAGUCAUUUUAACAUACAGGUAAAUGGGUGUCAUGGCACACCUUUAAUUCCAGCACUCUGGGCAGAGGCAAGCUGAUGUUUGAGGCUAUCCAGAGGGACAUUACAUAGUGAGACUGUCUCAAAAAAAAAAGUUAGCUCAAAUCAGGGAGGGAUGUCUUGACAGCUAGGUUAAAGAGUACUUGCUUUUCAGGCAAUAAUGGUAUACACCUUUAGUCCCAGCACUUGAGAGGCAGAGACAGGUGAUUCGAGGCCAGCCUGGUCUACAGAGUGAAUUCUAGGAUGGAGGCAUGCACUUGAAUAUGGGCGCACAUGCACGUGUGUGUGCGUGCACACACACAAAAUAAAAAAAAAAAAAAAAAACAACCAAAGCUUCACUCAGCUACUUUCAAUCAGAGAAAAAAAAGUAGUGAAAGGCCAAUAUAGUCUUGGCUACAGAAUCAGUUCUGGCCCUUUCAGGUUUCCAAGUUAGAGCACUUACAGCUGGGAGCAUAUAAAGCUCAUGGGUACAACAGUGCUUAAUGUGGAGGGACCUAGGUUUGAGUCCUAGCAUCAGGAAAUAAAAUACAGAGGAAUAAUACUGGUUUUUGGAAAUUCCUUCAUUGUGUGUGCAUGCCUAUACUGUGACCUAUGUCACACAGCAUCUCUAGGGCUGCUUUCUCUGGGGACUCUAAACUGGGCAGCAUCUGUUCAGUAGUAGUUAUUUGAGGUUGCCUCAUAGGAACAGAGACCUAACAUUACCACUCACUCCUGUCUCUGCUCUUGAGAGCUGAAAGCAGGAUUAAAGUUCAAGAUCAUUCUCCUCUACAUAGUGAGUUCAGAAUCUACCUAAUCUACUUGAAACCCUGUCUCAAAACAAAAAAGAUAGCAAAACUACAGCCACACUUCUGAGCUUAAGGCAUGCAGGACUUGUCACCUGACUGGACAGCAGACCUGAUGAGCACUCCUACUUCUUGCCCUGCUAAGGAAAGAAAACAAUGAAGAGGGCCUUACCAGAAGUAAGCGCCACUCUCAAGAAUUCCAUACUAGAAUCAAAAAUGAAAGACUUCAGUAGCUCAAGAAAGGAAAAGGGUUUAUUAGACUUCUCCAGCAUAGGGCCAGCAAAGGCUGGGGUCAGUUCUCAGUCGGUGAAGGCAGCAAUAAAGACCACCUGCCUGUUAUCUCUCCUGAUGAAAACAAGCUCUGUGCUCACAGAAGCCAUCAGCUCCUGCAAGGAAGACCGGAAGCUCCAGGUGCAAACUUAGGAGGGUGGGAUGGCUUUUCCUACUUCCCCACGGUCAGCUGGCUAAGUAGCCAGACUUAAUGUGGGGAAAGGGGUGGGAGCAAGGGCCUGGUGGCUCCCACUCCUCAACACUUCCAGAUGAUUUUUCUCUUUAUUUAUAAACAAGACAGAAAUCAAAGCAGCAUUAAUUUAGGGGAACAAAAGUUAAAAAGAAAA